AUGACGAAUGUUUUAAGAAGAAAUCUUGGACGAUGCAAUCUCCGCGAACCUUACAGACGUAUAACGACACGUCGUCAAUAUCUAAUACAUAUGGGGAGUUAUUUCUUAGAUAAUGAACGAGAUAACUUUCCACCAAUUUCGAGGGUCUUACUCGGCUUGGUCAUUGAUGAUUUGACUAGAAUUGUUUCCGGGUCAGAAUUGUUAAAAGCCACCGUAUAUCGUGAUCUCUUUAAUAAACUUACCAAUAGAGUUAAUAGCAGCAAUCAAGUUUGCUUUAAUGAAAGCGAUAGCGCAGCUGCUUAUGCGGCUGCUCUAAAUCAAAAUCGCCCAAAUCGAAAUAAUGAUAACGAUGAAUCUGCUCUGCUUCAUGGUGGAUCCGCAUUCUAG
Molecule: messenger RNA, 387 nt
Organism: Entrophospora candida
Lineage: Eukaryota; Fungi; Glomeromycota; Glomeromycetes; Entrophosporales; Entrophosporaceae
Source: the annotation of a GenBank genome assembly